Messenger RNA from Plasmopara halstedii, 645 nucleotides. RefSeq names its product Putative cytochrome C oxidase assembly protein. NCBI's taxonomy places the organism in Eukaryota, Oomycota, Peronosporomycetes, Peronosporales, Peronosporaceae. The transcript is spliced from 4 exons. Gene Ontology annotation, biological process: mitochondrial respiratory chain complex IV assembly. The record is from RefSeq and is a predicted model, not a curated record. The coding region runs from base 1 to 645 and encodes 214 amino acids.
AUGGCAAGCCAAAUGAUGAAAUUCAUGAAGAUGGUGCGUUCCAGGCAGACGGCGGGAUUACAAGCGACAUAUCGCAGAUUUUCGGACGCGCCGGUACCAAGAAGACGCACUGAGAAGUUUGGACCAAUCACUUGGAGUGGACUUGCAUUAGCUGGUGUCGUUGGCAGUGGUGCCGUCUACUAUUACUUUUCAGAAAAGGAUCGUUUACAGACUCAAACAACAUCUAAGGUGACUUCUGUGGGAAAGCCGCUGUUAGGAGGACCAUGGACACUCGUAGACUGUGAUACAAGACGUGCAGUGACAGACGCGUCGUUUCGUGGCAAGUAUACACUGUUAUACUUUGGCUUUACGCACUGUCCCGAUAUUUGCCCGAAUGAGUUAGUGCGUAUUGGGAACGUUCUCGACAAGCUCGAGACAGACAAAACUUUGCCGGAGGUUGUGCCAUUGUUUGUUACAGUGGAUCCUAAACGUGACACUAUCGCACAAAUGCAACUUUACAAAGCAGAUUUUCAUCCGAAGAUGAAAAUGCUCACUGACCACUCGAUUGUGAUGUAUCUUGUUGGUCCGGAUGGAGACUUCCUUGAUUUUUUUACUCAAAAUGCCCGGGUGGAUGACAUUGUCGCAAAGAUAAAAUCGUAUUUUUGA